AUGCAAACGAGCUACUACCCAACCCCAAUUAUGAUCUCCGCGAACGGGCAUUACCCACCUAGAAGUCCUCCGCCUAAUGGAUUAUUGCGCAGGUUGACCCAUACACCAAGAUCCUCUGUGGACAGGAACUCGCAAAUUGCAGCCUCUGCAGGAGAUAAUGCACUUGCUGAAGCUUCAAAACACAUGGAUUUGUGGUUUUGUGAUGGUUCGAUCAUUUUGAGAGCAGAAGACACCUUAUUUCGUGUGCACAAGUCUCAACUUGCUCGCCACUCGGCGUUCUUCCGCGAUCUCUUCUCAUUGCCACAACCCAGUGCGGAUAAUACAUCCUCUUCUCCGACCGUGGUUGUCAGCAACGACCCUACACUACAAAUAGAUACGACCAAUGAAGUAGAAGGGUGUCCUGUUCUGCGAUUGCACGACACGGCAGAGGACGUUGAGAAUCUCCUCACGGCACUUUAUGAUGGCCCAAACUUUGGGAAGAAUGACCCUACCGAUUUUCGCAUGGUUUCGGGGAUACUUCGACUUGCGACCAAGUACCUUGUCGAUUCGUUGAGAACCAAAGCUCUUGUUCAUUUAAGCAAGGCUUGGCCGACUUCACUCAAGGGAUGGGAUGCUAGAGAGGACGUCACUCGUGCUGAUGAAAUGCAGAGUGGUCCUGGGAUGUCCAAUAUACACCCUUCCCCUGCAGACGUUAUUAUCCUCGCACGAGAAGUCAAUGCGCCAAGCCUCCUGCCUUCUGCAUUCUAUGACUUAUCACGAUACCACUAUACCCAACUCUUCGAGCAGGACGACGAGAGUGGCCCUUCUAUUGCACAACUGCCGUUAUCAAAUGCAGACCUGCAAAGGUUAGCUUUGGGGAAAGAGGCAUCGCAACACGCGAUCACAACUCUCAUUCGCUCCAUGGGAUCGCACUCUCAUCCGCUUCUUUUGGGGCAUCACGCACACUCGCAUCGCUCAUGCAGAAGAGAUUUCUCGGAACUUGUGGCACUGGCCACUCAGCAUUAUCUCUUUGAUCGCGAGCGUGGUUGCACUGAUCCUUUGUAUGUCGCGGAGGAGCUUGGGCAACCAUUUGUAGAAGUAUCUGAGUGCGAGGCGUGCGCGAGAGCGCUGGCGAUUUGGACUACGAGGGAGAGAGAAAGAAUGUGGAAGAUGAUACCGCUUUGGUUCCGACUGGACGUUUAA
Messenger RNA from Suillus plorans, 1182 nucleotides. RefSeq lists its product as uncharacterized. Bases 1 to 1182 code for a protein of 393 amino acids. Lineage: Eukaryota; Fungi; Basidiomycota; Agaricomycetes; Boletales; Suillaceae. The record is from RefSeq and is a predicted model, not a curated record. The transcript is spliced from 5 exons. Gene Ontology annotation, molecular function: protein binding.